AUGCAAAACAUUCCACGUCUAACUGGUACACGAUUUGAUCCUAUCUAUCCACCAAGCAUCGGAUCAUCCUUAUCAAGUACGUAUCAUGAGGAAGAUCUAAAGAGGAAUAACUAUCGUGCUUUAUCAUGGGAUAUUCCUUUAAAUAUGAAUGAGUUUGAUAUUACGGAUGAUUUUGGCAUAACAUGUAAAGGUCAUCUCAUCUGUUCACCGACACCGAAUAAGAAGUGUCUUCCCUUACGUGAUGUGUUAUAUUUCCGUAAUCUAGAUGCUAAACACUUUUGCUACACUAAAGAAUAUAUUCCGGAUUAUGAUAGAUUUGGUCAUAAACAACUGACGAAUCGACAGAAAGCUGUAUUUGGUGCUUGUUAUUUUUGCAUUAAUCAUCCAUCCCAUUAUGAACAAAUUAAAUUAAAUGUAUUAGAGGAAAUUAAUCGUUAUGAAGAUUAUCAUUGUGAACGGAGAGGAGUUAAACGGAGUAGUCUGGAUAGUCAGUCUAAACAGAAGUCAGUUACACUUCAUGACAAAGUGUAUAUGAAUGAACAUAGUAUGUAUGAGGAGAAUAAAACUCCAAAAAGUAGAUUAUUUAUAACGGAGGAUGACAGCAGAUAUUCUGAGAUAUCUUUAUCACUGUCUGAAAGAUUUCCAUUGCUUAGUGAAACUCUAAAGAAGACUAUGAAAUAUAACAGUCGUGUUGACACUGAAAUUACAGACAGUUAUCCAAAUUAUGGUCAUAGUAGUAAAGAUACUGUCAGCGACAAGAAUGAUGCAUCGGUCAAAAAGCUGUAUGAGCAAGCUGCGAAUAUGGUUGUUAAUAUUAUUCAAUCACGUGUUAAGUCAAAGAAACGCUGCAGAAUACCGAAAAUUUAUGAGGUCAGUAACUUAAGUAAUUUCAGAUAA
Molecule: messenger RNA, 897 nt
Organism: Trichobilharzia szidati
Lineage: Eukaryota; Metazoa; Platyhelminthes; Trematoda; Strigeidida; Schistosomatidae
Source: the annotation of a GenBank genome assembly